UUUUCACCACGGUCACAUGACGAGUGGAGAAACGCACUCCUCCUUUCAGUCUAAACCAGCCGUUCGGCCACCGUGGUGGUGUUGUUAUGGCAACAACAGUUAGCGGACGCGUAGAUAAACAGCAGUCUCGACUCCAGUUUGUAAUGCUGCGUGUCAGUGCUGAAUGGAUGAAUAAAGAAGUACACUCAUUUAAACAAUUUAAUUCGAAAAGCUUUUGAAUCUUCAGCGAUGGGAGAAUCAGGAGAGACGGCGGAUAAUUCCUACGUCAUCAGACCCAACUUCCAACACAAGUUCAAACCGGCGGCAGUGAAAGAGCGUAUCCACCAGGUCCUGAAGGAGGAGCUGGCGAGCAAGGAGUAUGACCCAGAGCAGGUGCCAGCUCUCACCCGCGCCCUCUCCGAAACCAUUAAGGACAAGCUGAAAGAGAUGGGGUAUGACAGAUACAAGCUGGUGGUGCAGGUUGUGAUUGGAGAGCAGAGAGGGGAAGGUGUCAAGAUGGCAGCUCGCUGUUUCUGGGAUGCUGACACUGACAGUUACGCACAAGGUAUCUACAUGAAUGACAGUCUGUUUUGUGUGGCUGCUGCAUUUGGCUGCUUCUAUUACUGAAGGACAUGAUCAAAGAACAAUUCCCACCUAAGCUAAGUGUAUAUAUGUGAAUGUGUUAUUGUCCAGGAGAUCUUUCUACUGCUCCUCCCCCUCCUGGUACUGCAGAGUGACCCCUGCUGGUAGGGGUUGAGAGCAGCAGCCAGUCGGUGGUCUGUGGCUCGCUGGAAUUUCAAGGAGGUCAAGCACUGGGAACGUUGGGUUUCCACUUCAGUCUUCAAGAGCCCACUAUCCACACAACACAUGUUUCCAAGCUUUUCAACCAGUACAAAAUGUGUCUCAUAAAAUAAAAUAAUAAUAACAAAAUUUAAAUUUGGAAGAUCUGAGAAAGCAGUAAUUUUUAUAUAUUUCCAGUGCAAAUUUAAAAUAGAAAAAAAACAAACAUAUCCUAUGACAGUUUUUGUAGUCCAAGAUAAUAAGUGUGCACAUACAGUCGGUCAAAACCUGCAGUGGAUUGUUGCUGGACUAAGCCACUGGAGGGCAGUACAGAUUCCAAUGGAAGUGGAGUAUGACACUGAACCAGCAGAACCUUGGAGGAACGAACACUCUGCCUUCCAUUCAGAGUCAUAGCAGAAACCCCAUGCCCAGCGUGCUCUGCUGCAAUCGACUGAUUACAAGUGAAACGCAUUCCUGUGUUUGUUUUACUUCUGUACAAUUUGUGAAGAGAUUAUCUAAUCUAAUAAAACGCAACAUUAAAAGA
This is a messenger RNA of Acipenser ruthenus (sterlet), 1303 nucleotides long. Its product is annotated as dynein light chain Tctex-type protein 2B-like. Gene Ontology annotation, biological process: microtubule-based movement. The transcript is spliced from 5 exons. The record is from RefSeq and is a predicted model, not a curated record. Bases 229 to 606 code for a protein of 125 amino acids. Gene Ontology annotation, molecular function: dynein intermediate chain binding. NCBI's taxonomy places the organism in Eukaryota, Metazoa, Chordata, Actinopteri, Acipenseriformes, Acipenseridae. Gene Ontology annotation, cellular component: cytoplasm; cytoplasmic dynein complex.